UUCUGAUGUUUCUUCAAAAGACAAAAUAAGUGGUCUGAUGACCUAGAACAGUAGAAGGCUAGAUCUAAUGAAGGGCACUGUCUAGGGCACGUAGCCACGUAUACCAACUGUUCUUAAAGUAGGGUCGCAGUUUCACAAAGCGACGGUUGUAGAGCCAUCCCCUGAUGGUGAAGCCACACUUCUGCAGUACCUGCGACGAAAGUUGCUGCUGCCAGGGACAAAAGAAGGGUGUGGUCAUGGAGGAUGUGGUUCCUGUACAGUGAUGGUAUCCAAGCUCCAUCGCAACUCUAGCAAGAUCAUACACUACACAGUGAAUGCAUGUUUAUUCCCACUAUGUGCGGCUCACGGAUUGGCUAUCACAACGGUAGAGGGUGUCGGCAAACCCAACACCGGAUUACAUGAUAUACAGAAAAGGUUGAUAGAGUCUCAUGCAUUACAGUGUGGUUUUUGUACCCCGGGGUUUGUGAUGUCAGCAUUUGCUCUGCUUAGAAACAAUCCCUAUCCCUCAAGAGAUGAUGUGGAAAGAGCUCUUGAAGGUAACCUGUGUAGGUGUACUGGUUACAGACCUAUUCUGCAAGCAAUGGAACCAUUUACUAAGGAAUGCUGUCCUAUGGGAGAACAGUGCUGCAAGAAUCAGCAACAGUCAGACAGCCAGGCACCAGAGGAUGUGAAUGUUGGAUGCCAACCUACACAAGUUCCAAUUUUCCCGCCAGAACUACAGACAAGUUCGGAGUACAGGAAGUCUGUAUGUUUUGAGGGGCCUAGUUGGAGCUGGGCUUCACCAACAGAUCUGUCUGAACUUCUCACGUUGAAGUCUAAAUACCCGCAUGCCCCAGUAAUUAUGGGAAAUACAACAGCAGCACUUUCGAUCAAACUUGGGAAGUUCAACAGCUCAAAGAUACUUUUAUACGGAGGUAAUAUUCCGGCAUUGAAGGAGGUCUGUGUUGUGGAGGGUGGUGUCAGUUUUGGUGCAGCAGUUACGUUGUCAGAACUGUCUCAACAUCUAACACAGCUAAAAGGUGAAAUUAAAGAGGGUAAUAAAAAACAUUUCCCAGCAUUAGAAGAGAUGGUUGGACGGUACGGAGCAGACCAGAUCAGAAAUGUUGCUACGUUAAGUGGAAGUAUAUUAUCAGGAAGAUCAAACUCAGAUAUAAUAACGCUGUUUACAGCUCUUGAUGCAUCAGUGUGUCUAGCUUCAGUGAAUGGAGAGAGAAAUGUUGGUAUAGAAGGACUCAGUCUACAAGAAAUGGAGGUCAUUAAAUCAGUCUUCAUCCCAAAUAGUGACCAGGAUAAGUUUACACAGAGUAUGUUCUUCAAACAAGCACAGAGAAGGACUUUCUCAUUGGCAAUCAUCAACUGUGGAAUGCAUGUUAUUUUGUCGGACACAAGAACAGUAGAGAAACUUAGGAUUUGUUUUGGUGGAAUAGCAGACAAGGCAGUUUUGGCAAGGAAGACCAUGGAUUUAGCAGUUGGAACGUAGGUACAUUAGAUUUCUUUUCAUUUUU
Mercenaria mercenaria is the source of this 1505-nucleotide messenger RNA. RefSeq names its product xanthine dehydrogenase/oxidase-like. The record is from RefSeq and is a predicted model, not a curated record. Lineage: Eukaryota; Metazoa; Mollusca; Bivalvia; Venerida; Veneridae. Gene Ontology annotation, molecular function: 2 iron, 2 sulfur cluster binding; iron ion binding; FAD binding. The transcript has 15 exons. Bases 263 to 1480 code for a protein of 405 amino acids.